Molecule: messenger RNA, 1560 nt
Organism: Entamoeba invadens IP1
Lineage: Eukaryota; Evosea; Mastigamoebida; Endamoebidae
Exons: 1
Coding region: 1-1560 (519 amino acids)
Biological process (GO): fatty acid biosynthetic process
Cellular component (GO): membrane
Molecular function (GO): acyltransferase activity, transferring groups other than amino-acyl groups
Source: RefSeq, a predicted model, not a curated record
AUGACUUCCACCGAAGUACUGCCCAAGGAACUUCCAAAGUCUGAAGGGUCUCCCGCACCAAAAAAAGAGCUGACCAAAGAAGAAAAAGAGAAGCAAGAGCGUUCCCUUCGUCCCUACUGGUACCCUUCUGAAGUGGGCGAACAGAACCCCGAGCUUCCAAAAAUAUUAAGUAACGUCACAAGGUACUCUCCAUUGACCACUUUAAUCGAUUUGAUAGUCAAAAUUACUAUCGCCCUUCUAUUGUGUGGAUUAGGGUAUUUGGCUCUUCACCAACUUUACUCUGUUUACAACCCACAAUACCCUCUUUUUUCGCAAGAAAACAAUACUUUCCUCUACGCAGCUGCUGGAGCCAUUUUCUUGGUAUUCGCAGUCACUGUGUGGUACUUCUCAGCAAGAGACCCAGACAUAUUCCUAGUAGGGUUUGCAACUGCAACUCCACCAAAGGAAUACCGAGUCACCCAAAAAGAGUUUGCGCAAUAUACCCACGAUAUUAAAGUGUUUAACCCCGAGUCACUUGCUUUUCUUGAGAGAAUGAUACCACGGACUGGUCUUGGUGAUGAAACCGCUCUGCCCCACGCCUUUAAGUCAAUCCCCCCUGAUGACUCAUACAAGGAAGGGCGUGAUGAGUUGGAAGUUUCAAUAAGACUUGCAUGUGAUGAAUUAUUUAAAGCUAACAAGAUUGACCCGACGAAGGACAUCGACUUCAUCGUUUCGAAUUGCUCAAUGUUUGCCCCGACCCCAUCUUUAGCUGCCAUGAUAAUGAACAUUUAUAAAGUUAAAACCACGUGCAAGAACUAUUCACUUGGUGGAAUGGGGUGUAGUGCUGGGUUGAUCUCAUUGGACCUUGCUCGAGAUAUAUUGAGGUGUUACAAGAACGUCAACGUGUUGGUGUAUUCUACCGAGAACAUCACACGAGGGUGGUACGGUGGACAGGUCAGAGGAAAAUUGUUGUCCGACACGUUGUUCAGAAUGGGAGGAGCAGCCAUUCUCCUCUCUAACAAGCCCAAAUACCGAUUCAGCGCACCUUACAAAUUGAUGACCACAGUCAGAAUUAGUCAUUGUAAAUUCGAUGACGCUUACCACUCAAUUUUCCAAGACGAGGAUGACCAAGGUAUUGUUGGUACUAAAAUCGGAAGAGAAUUAUUCAAAUGUGUCUCACGGGCAUUGUUGAGCAAUUUGAACGUUUUAAUGCCACAGGUGAUGAGUUGGAGAGAUAUACUGAGGUACGCUUAUGACUUACUUUUACAUAAAAUUGGGAAGAGAGGCAAGCAGGAUAUGUUCAAACCUAAUUUCAGAGAAACAUUCCAAGGAUUUUGUAUCCACGCUGGCGGAAGAGCAAUUAUCGACGGAUUACAAGAGAACAUGGAACUGACCGAUGAAGAUUGUUACCCAUCAAGAGCAGCACUCUACAGGUUUGGAAACACUUCUUCGAGCUCGGUGUGGUACGAGUUCAAGUUCAUGGAACGAGUCCAAACUCUUAAGAAAGGAGACACCGUCCUCCAAAUCGGGUUUGGCUCUGGACUUAAAUGCAAUUCCGUCGUAUGGAAGAAGAUCAAUUAA